Batrachochytrium dendrobatidis JAM81 is the source of this 429-nucleotide messenger RNA. RefSeq lists its product as uncharacterized. Gene Ontology annotation, cellular component: nucleus. Lineage: Eukaryota; Fungi; Chytridiomycota; Chytridiomycetes; Rhizophydiales. Gene Ontology annotation, molecular function: ubiquitin conjugating enzyme activity. The transcript is spliced from 6 exons. Gene Ontology annotation, biological process: protein K63-linked ubiquitination; DNA damage tolerance. The coding region runs from base 1 to 429 and encodes 142 amino acids. The record is from RefSeq and is a predicted model, not a curated record.
AUGUUCCUUCCAAAACGAAUUAUCAAGGAAACUGAACGCUUGAUUGCUGAGCCUGCCCCUGGGAUUGAGGCGCAUCCUCAUGAGGACAAUCUGCGGUAUUUUGAUGUAGUCAUUGCUGGACCAUCUCAGUCUCCUUUCGAAGGUGGAUCAUUCAAGUUGGAACUAUUUCUUCCAGACGACUAUCCAAUGGCUCCCCCCAAGGUGCGGUUCUUGACCAAGAUCUACCAUCCUAAUAUUGAUAAGCUCGGUAGAAUUUAUAAGUGGUCACCUGCUCUUCAAAUCCGUACAGUUCUUCUCUCAAUACAGGCAUUGCUUUCGUCUCCUAAUCCCGACGAUCCAUUAGCGAAUGACGUAGCUCAUCACUGGAAGGAAAAUGAAAUGGCUGCUAUUCAAACAGCCAAAGACUGGACUCAAAUGCAUGCUAAAUAG